Molecule: messenger RNA, 1267 nt
Organism: Oncorhynchus mykiss (rainbow trout)
Lineage: Eukaryota; Metazoa; Chordata; Actinopteri; Salmoniformes; Salmonidae
Source: RefSeq, a predicted model, not a curated record
AUGUCUUACGAGUCCCACCACGGUGCCUCCAAUACUUUGCCCACAGUGAGGAGGGUUAGCAGGUCAGCAGAAAAGGAGAAGCAGAGGGAGACGGAUGAGGCCCGCUUAGAGUUCCUGGGCAACCUCAAAGUUAUGGACGUCCAGCACCAGCUCUUCUUCAUGCUCCUCAUCGUGGUGUCGAUAUGGGAGCUGAUGGCCGCCCCUCUGGAAUGGACCGUGGACGAUGGUCUCUAUGAGUAUUUGGAUUUUGUGGAUGGGUCUGAUCGCUAUAGUAGUACAGGAGUGUGGGGGUUGCUUGGGGCUGUGUGUGGGGUGAGUGGUGCAGGACUGCUGGUGAGCCACCUGGACUGCCUCAUUGGCUCACACACACCCAGGGGAGCUGUCCACUUCUACUCCUCUGCAGCUGUGACAACCCUGGCCGUGCCUGUGGUGGCCUUCCUGCCCCUCUACCUAAACAAGAAGCGUAGUCGCUCCACUGGGCUCUUCAAAGCUUUACAGCUUGUGCGAGGGGACCUCCGUGCCCUGCUGUGUGCUGCCCCUGCCUUCCUAAUGGGGCUGGCGGGGUCUGCGGUGGAUGACUUACUGAUGCAGGACCAUGGGAGCAGCGAGCUGCACAUGGGCCUUUCUUUAGCCGUAGCGUUGCUCUCCCGGGCCGCCUUCCCUCUGCUGAGUGGUCGGGUGUCGAAGCUCCUGAGCCCAGGCAGGGUGCUGCUGGUGGGGACGGCAUGCCUGGCCCUGCAGUGCCUCUAUUACUCCUUCCUGUGGGGCCCAUGGGCUGCAAUACCUGUCCAGGUGCUGAGCUGCUUCAGCAGUGGCGCCCUCUGGUGGGCAGUGCAAGUGCAGUACGAGGACGUGACCACGCCGGGCACAGAGAGGAGCGUGAGGAGGGUCUACCAGGCCCUCUCUCUGGACCUGGGGGCAGGGCUGGGCAACAUGGCCGGGGGGUUUGUUGUCCACAUGUUUGGGGUAUCUGUGCUAUUCAGAGGGGUAGCGGUGAUGCUGCUCCUGUGGUGCCUGUUUCUACCCCUGCUCCAGUGGCAAGUCCCACCCCAACGCAGGAUCAACUACUCCCGCCUCCUCGCUGCUGACACCAGUGAAGUGAGCGAAUCAGAGUCGGAGCAGGAGACCGACUGGCUGGAGAAAGCCAUGGAGGAUGACGAGCAAUAAUAACAUGGGUUGGAGUAUAAAUCUUUAGACCUAAGGAACAAUAUGCAACAUAAUGGAAGGAUGACAGUAUCAAUUCUCCUCCUGGAGGAUUCCACCACUA